AUGAAGUACACGCUUGUCUCGGUACCAGCUCUUGGCCAGAAGCAAAAUACUCUCUUGAAUAUCACCAACAAACUCAAGCCUCUUGCCGAGAUUCAUCCUUUUGCCAUUCCCGACUUUAAGAUUGGUACUCUGGAUGCACUUGUCCUACUAUCAGAUGAGCUCGUCAGACACGACACAGCAUUUGAACAAUCGGUCAACAAGACAGCUGACGUCUUGAGCAACCUUGUACGUGGCCAACCCGAUGCCCUUGUUCAGGACUUUUUGCUUGUGAACGAUAAGACCGUGGACCAGUAUUUGAACUCUUUCCAAUGGAAUAGCAUGAAAUACCGCACCGACAAGUCGCUACAAGAAACUACCCAGACCCUUGUGCAGGAAAUGAACUCGAUGGAUAACCUGAUCAAGAACAAAUUGAAUGUCUAUACCCAAAAUCGCAACACGCUGCAAACACUCCACCGCAAACAAACUGGCAACUACUCGGUCAGGAAUCUCAAUGGCGUCGUGAAAAAGGAGCAUUGCGUCCUCAACUCGGAAUACUUGACAACUCUCUUUGUAGCCGUUCCCAAGACGGCUUACAAGCAAUGGCUCAAUUCUUACGAGACCUUGACAUCCAUGAUUGUUCCUCGUUCAUCUGUCAAGGUGGCCGAGGAUAACGAAUAUGGCCUAUUCUCAGUGACGUUGUUCCAAAGAGUGGUUGAUGAAUUCACACACAAGGCACGAGAAGAAAAGUUUGUGGUGAGAGAUUUCCAGUUUGACGAAGAUGCUUUGCGUAAGCAGCAACAAGAGCUCCAAGAGACUGAGGAAAUUGAGCGUGAGCAGCUGACUGAAUUGAUUCGCUUGGCAAGAACCAACUUUGGUGAAAUGUUUUCGGCUUGGGCUCACUUGAAAGCUAUCCGUAUCUUUGUGGAAUCAGUAUUGCGUUAUGGUUUGCCACCCGAUUUCCUCUCCGUGACCAUUGCCGCCGAACCCAAGUUUGAGGAAAAGGUGGAUCAAAUCUUAGUAGAUCAAUACGGCCAUUUGGGUGGCGUGCACGGCUUUGACAAGCAAAAGCAGGCGGAUACAACCGAGGAAUUGCUCGACCAUGAUCUGCAGACUGUCAACAGCGCAACUUACAGACCCUAUGUCCAAUUUCACCUGGAAUUCGAUCUAGAGCGUAGAUAA
This is a messenger RNA of Lichtheimia ornata, 1158 nucleotides long. RefSeq lists its product as uncharacterized. The record is from RefSeq and is a predicted model, not a curated record. Gene Ontology annotation, biological process: proton transmembrane transport. The coding region runs from base 1 to 1158 and encodes 385 amino acids. Gene Ontology annotation, cellular component: vacuolar proton-transporting V-type ATPase, V1 domain. Lineage: Eukaryota; Fungi; Mucoromycota; Mucoromycetes; Mucorales; Lichtheimiaceae. The transcript has 9 exons. Gene Ontology annotation, molecular function: proton-transporting ATPase activity, rotational mechanism.